UGCAAAGCUGGAUGUCUGAACAGUGCUGACUUCAUAAUGUGUGUGAUUGUGCAUCAUGUGUGUACAGGUAAGCUAUGUUUGUUCGUUAUAAUCCAACUUCUACUUUUUGUAAAUUACAUGCAACAAAACUUGAUGCAUCUGUACAGAGGCCGCAGUUUUUACCGCCAACAAAAGAAAACACUUCAUUGUUUUAACUGAGCGAGGCACGAAUAUGUUUCCCUAUCUUUGCAUUUUCCCGGAUGACCUGUGUGCCCGGUCACAGAUGAAUUACCACUUUGUUUAUUAGGAAAAAAAGGUGUUACCAAACUGCGUCCUUCUAAAGAAUACAUGCAGUACCCCAUUCUCAAUACAUUUCAUGCAUUAUGCCAUUCCGAAAGCUGAGCUAAUCACGGUGAGUGUGAUGACAACAUCACAAUUCCUACGAUCCAUGCAUUUAUAUCUUUAGUUCACAAAGCAAUAUUUUACAUUAGGAAUGCUCCACAAAAUUGCAUUGAUUAGACUGUACUUACUUUUUGCGAUCGAUUCAAUAAUUUCCCGAAGCUUUAACAACCUUGUGGUUUCUUCAUGCCUGCUACAACGUGUGCUGUGUCGUUUGCCUUUUCUUAAACUGCUCCUGACGUGUUUGAUCCAAGCUCCAUUCAAUUAGUAUUCAAUUGGUAGUCAACAAAAAAAAAUGUUGUUACAUGACAUGUUUGUGUUUGUGACCCACUGAUCUUCUCUAGGUGCAACGAUGACGUCGAAUGUAACAUCUGCUACCAUGACGGACUGUCCCAGUGGGCCUGGGAUGUUUUUGCCCUUUUUAUAUUGUAUAAUUUUUCCUUUCGGUGUUGCGCUCAAUAGCAUAGCGGUAUGGAUCUCACUGCACGUCCGCUCCACCUCCACCUUCAUGGUGUACCUGGGGAACCUGGUGUUGUCUGACAUGGUUGUGACUCUGCUGAUCCCCUUCGAGGUCUUUCAGGAUCUCAACACUGUGUCGGCUGUGUUCCAUAUGUUUUCCUGUCGUUUCCUAAAGCCCAUGAAAUACACAUGCAUGUACGUGAGUAUCUCUGUGUUGGGCCUCAUCAGUGUAGACCGCUUCUUCAAGAUCGUCCAGCCCCGCGGUCAGAUGUUGUGCCAGAACCUCCUCUUUGGGAGAUGGGUCUCUGCCAUCGUCUGGGUGUUCAUGAUCACCACCACGGGGUUACCCAACAUGGUUUUAACCGACCGUUACCCCAACACAUCAUCCGCCGCGGGCAGCUGCAUGGUCUUCAAAGGGGAACCGGGUAUCAGGGUCCAUGAAGUGGUCACUAUCUCUCUCAACCUGUUUUUCUGGCUGGUCUGUGUGCUGGUCGUUGUAUGCUACAUGUGCAUCGCCCAGACGGUCAUCCAGUCCUUCCGCAAGUCGGGAAGCAGCAACAGCCAGGCCAAGCAGACGACCAAGCUGCGCGUCUUCCUGGUCCUCUUGGUGUUCCUGGUGAGCUUCGGGCCAUACCACGUGGUCCGAGUCCCGUACACCUUCCAGCAGACCAAAUCGAACGGCUCCUGCAGUGACCCUUUGAGCCGCUACGCCAAGGAGCUGGGUCUGUUGUUCGCCACCGUCAACGUCUGCCUGGAUCCCAUCGUGUACUUCUUCCUGUGCAGAGAGUAUAACGAGAAGCUCACGGCCAUGAUUACAGACGCAGGGAAUGCGUGGAGGAGACCUCGAGCGUGGGGUAAAUCAUAAAGGCCAACCUGAGACCUGUGACCUGUUUGUUUUUGCUUCUCCGGUGAGCAGAAGGCUGAUAACUAGGCAUGUGUGGUUUGACUUUUGUGUUUUUUUGUUGAACUAUCUAGGUCUAACUUCCUUUGUGUCUCUUGGUACCCGUUUAUUAACUGGUAUGCAUGUGUAUUCUUUGUUAGUAGCGGCCACAACAGUUCUGAAGUGGUCGCUUGCUUCCUGUUCCACUGCAACACAAAACAAUAACAUAAACCCGUUCUCACGGUACUGCCUUGCUGUGUCAUUUUCCUGGUGAAGAUCAGUAGAAUAGUCUUGCUAGUCACUGGUUACUUGGUUACUUGAUUCAAGUUUAUGAGUUGGUACAUGUACAAACUCUUGGGAAAUAUUUGUCGGGGAGGCGUUGUUAAACAAUAAAGUAGAAGAUGUAUACUUAAGGAUAUUUGACUAAAAUAUAUGCUAAACAUGUAUAAUAGCACUGAGGUAUACAAGCA
Messenger RNA from Gadus macrocephalus (Pacific cod), 2187 nucleotides. RefSeq names its product P2Y purinoceptor 13-like. Bases 731 to 1702 code for a protein of 323 amino acids. Gene Ontology annotation, biological process: negative regulation of adenylate cyclase activity; G protein-coupled receptor signaling pathway. Gene Ontology annotation, cellular component: membrane. The record is from RefSeq and is a predicted model, not a curated record. Gene Ontology annotation, molecular function: G protein-coupled purinergic nucleotide receptor activity. NCBI's taxonomy places the organism in Eukaryota, Metazoa, Chordata, Actinopteri, Gadiformes, Gadidae. The transcript has a single exon.